Molecule: messenger RNA, 2763 nt
Organism: Monopterus albus (swamp eel)
Lineage: Eukaryota; Metazoa; Chordata; Actinopteri; Synbranchiformes; Synbranchidae
Gene: tmem59l
Product: transmembrane protein 59-like
Exons: 8
Coding region: 103-1221 (372 amino acids)
Source: RefSeq, a predicted model, not a curated record
CCUCGGAUCUGUUUGACAACCAACUGGGCGACAUCAAUUACUGCAAAAAGCAAUGUCAGCUCUCCAUCAAAAACAAAAGCCCAGCUAAAGACUCCAUAAUGAAUGCCUGUCAUCGCGGCUGUCGCCUUUAUUCCAUCUGCCAGUUUGUCAAUGGCAACGCCGGCUUCAAUACCAGCAGGGAGGAGUGUCAGGGAGACAGCAGAUGCCACACUGCCUCCUGUUUCAAUAAUGGCAACAUGGAUUGAAUCAUCUCUCCAGGGGCCAACAGAUACAACAUCUACCUUGCAGCUUUAUCUUUCAUCCCACAUAAACAGCCUGUGUCAGUUUUAUUUCUGCUUCUCUAUGACCUUUCUAGUACUCCACAACUCUGUCCACUCUCUUCUUUCUCUUGCCCUUCUCCCAUCUGCAAUCUCAACUCUUUUUUGUUCUUUGCCUUUUUACCAUGCUUCACAACUGUCCCCCUCCCUCUCUCCAGCCUGCCAGGAGGCAUAUAUAAAGCUGCUGGAGCAGGAGGCCUGCAGCACUGGCUGUGCCAGCCAACCCUCUGAACCUGAGAUUAAGAGGAGGAAGCUGAAGGCCAUGACUCUCCGCCCAAAGCCUCCCUCUGUGAUGGAGGCUGUGUCCAGUUGGUGCAAUGACAUUGUCAGCUCUGCUCAGAGCUUCAUCUCCUCUACCUGGACCUUCUACUUGCAGGCCGAUGAUGGCAAGGUUGUGGUUUUCCAGAGCCAACCAGAGCUGGAAUACUCUCUGCCUGAGCUGCAGGCUUCUCGAUCCAAUGUGGUGGACAAACCCUGGCCUCAGGUCCACUCUCACACCCAGAGACCUCAUGGUGUGAGGGGGCAUGGAGAGAAAGGUGUACCCAAAGCAGGAGGCAAGGGGAAGCACCCUGUCCAGCACACAGAUGACCCCACAGCUGAGCACGACUUCCUGGGCUGCAUGUCGAGACGUUCAGGCCUUCCACGGUGGAUUUUAGCAGCCUGUCUCUUCCUGUCCAUCAUGGUCAUGUUGUGGCUCAGCUGCGCCAGCCUCGUCACAGCACCGGAGCAGCACGUCAAAACACAGCUAAGUAUAAAUGGAGAUAAAGACUUUCUGGACAAUGCCCACAAGGUCAACCCGUACCACUUGAGUCCUGUGAUCGCUGUCCCUGUGAAACAAUCAGAGGAGAGCCAGGAGGCAGGGCCACUGCCGGUGAAACUUGACCUCAACAAAACAUGUAUUUAGAGAGCUGCAGUCCUGUUUCCCAGGGUAACCAUCGCUCAAAUCUGUGGGCCAUCAACUGAUUUCUUUAAACAUAUUUUUAAGAGCAUGGCACUCUCAUCUUUUGAAACCAUCUUACUGAAACAUCUAGCUCGUUUUUCAGUUAGACAUACACCUCAUUUCCUUGUACAAUCCAAAUAUCUUAAAGUCUAUCCUCAGAUUCUCCUUCAUGAUUGGCCUGCUAUUUGCUUAUUGAUUAGACUUGUUUUAGAGCCACACUAGAGAUAAGCAGAGGAUGGAUUACAGCUGAGAACUUUCAUGUCAUUUUUCAUGUUUAGUGUGAACAAGAGAGAAGAGAAUCACUGAGAUCCAUUUUACUGUAGAUUCAAUUUUCCUCAUUCUCUCUCAGAGGGUUUGAUUUAUGAAUGACUUAUUAAAAAACAUUAAAAGUGUGAGAGAGGGGGUAAGAACAUGGAUGAAAGUUGAGCAAAUACUUGAAAAAAACAUGUUGUAAUACAUUUACUAUACAUAAUCAGCAUUAAAAGGUGUUCAGUAGCAAGGUGACAAAAUUUAGUAACAUCAGAUAUGGUUAUCAAAGUUUUCCCUCCUCACUGUCAGAAAUUCUCAGCAGAGCUAAAUAUUCUCACUGAGUUCAGAGAAACAAAGGAAUAUUGACUCAAAAAAACUAAAAUUGUGUCUCCUCCUUGGUGAGUUUGGGUGUAUCUGCAGCAGCACACUUUCAUUUAUGAGCAACAACUCUAGUGCUAAAACUGAAACUGCCUUCAAACUGGAUGAGCAGAUAUCAAACCUUUAUUUAUUUUCUUCUGUAUUUACUCAGUCAUUGACAUCUGUUAAGUAGUGUUAUUGAAGUGCCAUAUACAGUUAAUUCAUCAUACAAAUGUAACUGAUCUGUUUGUAAAAUACACUGUAUCACAGAUGGGAAAGAGACAUGUAGAGAAGGAAGACUGCACCUAUUGCUAUAUUAUUAUUAUCAUAUAAUUGCUCUUAUAUCACUUAAAGAGUUCUUAGCUGUUAUAUGUGCCAUGUGCUUUCUAAUAGCUGACUAUUUUGUAUGUCCAAGGAGCACAUACUGAAGGACAACUUCUGUAACAAUGUGUAAUGCAAAGCUUUUAACAUAGACUUUUGUUAUUGAACCGAGUUGCACAGUCCUAGAGAAAAGUUUCUGUUUCCUCCCAGUGCUUCUGAUGUCCUGUAACGCUCUCUUUUAAUCGAGGCUGUGUAGACAAUAAACCGUGCAUGCAAGUGCUGUUUUGAUAGUUUAUCUUAACCUCCCGCCAUCCCAAUAUGGCACCACUCUACUGUAGACCUAUGCUUUUUGUGUUCAUAUUUACUGUGAUUGAAUAGAAGGUGUAAUGAUGAAUGAUGCUGUGUUUAUGAUUUACAGGAAGGACUCUUGAUUAAAAAGCCAUUCGAUCAAUAUGUGUGCUGGUUCAAACCACAAGUGGUAUGAUAUGCAUUUGAAUCUGUAUUGUUCCCUUUUUACUGGUCUGUUUAUUUUAAAUGAAAUGAUACAACAUGAUAAAUAAAGUGUUUUCAUUGUAAAUA